UCUGUCACCCCGCCUCACAGUUCGUGCCUCCUCCCUCAAGCAAAGCGCAGAACUAAAACUCGGAUUGCCCACCUAACUCAGUGAGUCCGCACCGAGUCGCCAUGGAAAGCCAGGAAGGAACUCAGGAGCUUCACCUCGUGCUCGCCCACAAGCUCUUCCUUCUGAGGCACCCGGAUGUCCAGGACAUCGAGAAGGUCCGCCUUAAGGAGGAGGUCUUCGCCGUCGUCAAAGCCGACGGUAUGGCUCCGUUGUACGAAACCCUAAUUUCCGAGUCGGUGCUGGAGAAAGAUCAGGGCGUUCUGGACUCGAUGCGCGCGAAGAUCGAAGAGGAGAUUAAGAAGCUUGACGAAAAGAUAGCAGAUGCUGAAGAGAACUUGGGUGAAAGUGAAGUCCGAGAAGCUCAUCUGGCAAAGUCCUUGUUUUUCAUUCGUAUUGGUGACAAGGAGAAAGCAUUGGAACAACUCAAGGUGACGGAAAGCAAAACAGUUGCAGUUGGGCAAAAGAUGGACUUGGUGUUCUAUACACUGCAGCUUGGUUUUUUCUACAUGGAUUUUGAUCUAAUUUCGAAAAGCAUUGAUAAGGCGAAGAACUUGUUUGAAGAAGGCGGAGAUUGGGAAAGAAAGAACCGCCUGAAGGUGUAUGAAGGCUUGUUCUGCAUGUCUACUCGAAACUUCAAGAAGGCAGCAGAUCUAUUUUUGGAUUCAAUUUCAACCUUCACAACUUAUGAACUCUUUCCUUAUGACAACUUCAUAUUCUACACUGUUCUUACGAGCAUAAUAUCCUUGGAUAGAGUUUCCCUGAAGCAAAAGGUUGUGGAUGCUCCAGAGAUUUUGACAGUGAUUGGGAAAAUCCCUCAUCUUUCGGAGUUUUUGAACUCUUUAUAUGAUUGUCAGUAUAAACCAUUUUUCUUGGCAUUUGCUGGCCUGACGGAACAAAUAAAAUUGGACCGCUAUUUGCAUCCACACUUCCGGUACUAUAUGAGGGAGAUCAGAACUGUGGUUUAUUCCCAGUUCUUGGAAUCCUACAAGAGUGUUACGAUUGAUGCAAUGGCUAAGGCAUUCGGGGUUACAGUGGAGUUUAUUGAUCUGGAACUCUCACGAUUUAUUGCAGCGGGGAAGCUUCAUUGCAAGAUUGACAAAGUUGCAGGUGUUCUUGAGACCAAUCGUCCAGAUGCAAAGAAUGCUCUUUACCAAGCAACUAUCAAGCAAGGGGACUUCCUUUUAAAUCGGAUCCAGAAGCUGUCUCGUGUCAUUGAUCUGUGAGGUACAUUGGAUUUCCAUGCAAUUUGGAAACGGCACCAGAACUUGCGUAUUUGUUCUUAAUGCAGAACACAAGUCUUCUUUGAUUUCUAUUUGAUAAAUCUGAUACUCAUCUAGCGGUAGCCAAUCUGUUUUCCCAAUUUAUCAAGGAGAUGGAAGUAACUGAUUUAAGGUAUCAAUUCAGUUUUUCAGAUUCUUUUGCUUGUUCCUUUUUGGUGAUUUUUUU
Carya illinoinensis is the source of this 1485-nucleotide messenger RNA. RefSeq names its product 26S proteasome non-ATPase regulatory subunit 6 homolog. The transcript is spliced from 8 exons. Lineage: Eukaryota; Viridiplantae; Streptophyta; Magnoliopsida; Fagales; Juglandaceae. The coding region runs from base 102 to 1262 and encodes 386 amino acids. The record is from RefSeq and is a predicted model, not a curated record. Gene Ontology annotation, biological process: proteasome-mediated ubiquitin-dependent protein catabolic process.